Messenger RNA from Drosophila sechellia, 6810 nucleotides. RefSeq lists its product as uncharacterized. Lineage: Eukaryota; Metazoa; Arthropoda; Insecta; Diptera; Drosophilidae. The record is from RefSeq and is a predicted model, not a curated record. Gene Ontology annotation, cellular component: cytoskeleton. The coding region runs from base 477 to 5651 and encodes 1724 amino acids. The transcript has 12 exons.
UUUUUUUCCAGCGCCCCCAUCGAGUUCGUGUUUACUCCGCGCUGCUCUUUUCGGUUAGCUAGUUUAACUAACUGUGUUUUUUUUUGCCGCGGGUGCAACAACAACAAGUGGAAACAGCUGUUCGAGCUCGCUAAACGGCAGUAAAAUGAGCAUGGCAAGAGGUGAAUAACAAAACAAAGGCCAGCGUUAACAAAAGUGAAAGACAAAAGCAAAUAGCAUAAAGCAACAACUGCGGACGGGCGAGCAAAGGGAGCGAAAAGAAGAAGAGGAAGAGUUUGCGCAGUCACGUGUGCAGUCGACGUCUGCUGCGGCAGCGGCAGCGGCCGAGGAAAAUUCCCAUGCGGAAAAUUCACAUUCGCAUUUGCGAACGAAAAAAGCACCAAAGGCGAGACGGCGAUGAUGGAGCUGACGAAGAGGGAGCGAAAGCCACCAACAACCACUAGCAGCUGUUAGAGAGGGACAGCCACACCGCGUCAAUGUCUGACGAAGUGCCUUUGGGUCGCCUAUCGCAAAUCUUCGAUACGCUAACCAACCUUCAGCAGCAGCAGCACUUGCGUGCCCAGGAGCAGCUGCAUCCGCAGCAGCAUCCGCACUCGCAGCUACAGCCGGAGCCGCAACAGUCGUCUGCGGAGAUCCGAAGGAGAUCAGCCUCGUCAUCGCCAUCGCCUUCGGCCAGUGCCUCUGCCUCGACAUCAGGGCGGGCCACGCCUUCUCUGGGUGUGGCCAGCCCUCUUAACUCAUUGCAAUACUACAGCCACGCCCAUAACUAUUUGCUACGGCCGCAGGAAGUUGCCGGCAGCGGCUACCUGCACACCUUUCCCUCGCCCUUUUACCACCACCAAGUCCACCACCUGCAACAGCACAGCCAGCCGCCCUCGCUGCCGACCCAAUUGGGCGCGGCACGUGGAUCACAAUCGCAGCAGGGAUCUCCGCUUUUGGCCAAGAGAGCCACCUCCUUCAGUGGCCAAAUACCACUGGCUCAGGGACGUUUCACUGCCGGCGGAACUGCAGCAGCAAGUGGAGCCACUGGACUCCCUGCAUCCACACCGAAUAGUCCCAGGCUCUUGCCCCGUCGAGCACCACGCCCACCGCCUAUUCCGGCCAAGCCGAAUCAGGUGAAGGCGGACCAGCAGUCGAAGGAUGCGCAGGCUCGGAACUCGACUACCACGACGGUUCAGUCCACCGUGAAUCCCGUGCUGGCAGCUCUCGAUGCGCCGGAUGCUCCAUGGCCGCACUUUUCUACGCUCACCGAACAUCUGGACGUUCACCAGGUGAACAACUAUGGCCAGGCGUUGCCGCAGAUCAAUUGGCAGGAGCGGUGUCUGGAGCUGCAACUGGAGCUGCACAGGUCCAAGAAUCAGGCGGGUCGUAUACGCGACAUGCUGCGAGAAAAGCUAACGGAGCUCGAACAGCGCGUCAUUGAAGCGGAAGAACGCGCCGAGGAAGCCGAAGAUAAGGUGCGUGCCAUGGAGCAGCGGCUGAGUGAGUGGCCGAAGCCACCGCCCCAGCAAGCUCAUCAUCCGCACUCGCAUCCGCACCAGCCAAUCCCCAGUCAUCCGCAGGAGCAGCAGGCCAAGAACCAUUGUUCUCCCAGCCAUCAGGCAGGUGGAGGUUCGGCAGCAGGAGCAGCAGGAUCGGGCUUACCGCCCACCCAGGAAACUGAGAAAACCAUCACGUCUCUGGAGAUCCAAGUGGAGGAACAGCGACAACUGCGACUGCACGACGCGCGACAAAUCGAAGCCAAGGCUGCCAAGAUCAAGGAGUGGGUAAACAACAAGCUCCGCGAUCUCGAGGAGCAGAACCAGCUGCUGCGGGAGCAAAACGUAAAGUGCAAUCAACAGUUGGAGUUGCUCAAGAAUCACAUAGCCAAUCAAUCCCAGCGGCAUAGCAUUGUAGGACCAGUGCGGAACAGCCUAAGCCUAGACGUCCAGGAUUUCACCGGGUCCGGGUCGAAUCCUGAACAUCGGAGGAGAAGCGAAAGUCUAGAUCCCCAGGAGAUCAUUGGCCGGCCGUUGACCAGCUCAUAUCCGCAUCACCAGCACAGGAGAAACCUAUCGAUGGAGCCCCAGGAACUGGAACGAAAUCUGGUGGCUGCGGUAGAUGGGUUAACCCUGGCUCCCCUGUCCAGCAUCUCCAGCAAAGCACCCGGAGGAGCCCCCACUGAAUCUAGGAUAGUUACCAGGCCAGACAGCUCAGAUACAGAUACUGCCCAUGAUUAUGCUGAAAUUUACACACCAUCCUGCGAAAAGCUUCCCGCCUGGAUGAAGAACAACCCGGCUCUCAUGGCCAGUGGUGGAAAUUCCAGUACUACCACAACCACCACCAGUGAGCUGGGUGUCCCACGGCCUCCGACACCACCUCUGCAUCGGUUCCCCAGCUGGGAGGCAAAGAUCUACCAGGUGGCGAACGAUGGACUGGCAGGAGCUGGAACAGGAACAAGUACCGCGGAAAGCACAGCCAGCCAGGAGCCAGAUAUCCAAGACGGGAUGGGAACCAAUCUCUCUAAUGGUCGGCGACAUGGCCACGGUCAUGGAUCAGGAACUGGAACCGGAACCGGGGAUGGACACGGUACCCUGGGUAGCACGCCGGGAACUCCGCUGCCACCGUCAAGGCAACAACAAACCGCCAGCGGCGGCUUCUGUGAUAUAUCCGUGCCCGUCUACGCAACGGUUAAGGGUAGAGCCUCGCAAAUCCGCUCGAUGCCAUUUACGGGCGAUUCGAGCGACGACUCCAGUGACGGGGAGGACCAUGCGGUUAUGCUCACCCACCACUCGCACAACUCCUCAAGCACGGACAAUACGGAGACCUCAACCUCCGGUAGCGCAUCGAGCCCCUCAAAGAGCCUGAAAACUUCGUCAAGUUUGAGUCCGGCUAAGCGAAGUGGUUCGGAGAGUCCGAAAAACGCGAAGGCGCGUGGCCUCUCGGAUGACUAUGCUUUGCCCCCCGACGCCGUAUCAGAGUCCACAUGCAUGGAUGCCUCGAUGCCAUCGCUGCUUAUGCGACAAUCCUACGUGGAUUCGCCCAGCAAGAAGAUCGAGUCGCUGGAGAAGAUGGGUCACUUGGCGAAGCUAGGUGGCAAGUUGAAGACUUGGCGCAAGCGCUGGUUCGUUUUGAAAAACGGCUCCCUCAACUACUGGAAGAGUCAGCACGACGUGCAGCGAAAGCCACAGGGUCAAAUCCAACUAGAUGAGGUAUGUCGAAUCAAUCGUGCGGAGGGAGCUUCCACCUUCGAGAUAGACACGGGCAAAAAGGUCUACUACCUCACCGCGGACUCGCACGCCACUAUGGACGAUUGGAUCCGGGUGCUCCAGAACGUGCAGCGGAGGAAUGCCACUAAGCUGCUGCUCAGUCGCGACGACCAAAAGCCCACAGUGCAGGGCUGGGUGACCAAGGUGAAAAACGGUCAUCCCAAGAAGUGUUGGUGUGUGCUGCUGGGCAAGAUGUUUCUCUACUUCAAGGCUCCGGCAGAGACGAAUCCCCUUGGCCAGAUUAAUAUGCGAGAUGCCCGAGUUGAGGAGGUUGAACACGUUUCAGACUCUGAUUCCGAGGAGCGAGAGGACGCCGCCCAGGAUCAGGCUAGACUCACAGUUGCCAUCUAUCCAGCGCACCAGGGACCAACUUACCUGAUACUUUCCGGCAAACCGGAGCGAGAUAACUGGCUCUAUCACCUAACUGUCGUUUCUGGUGGCGGCCCAAGUGCUGGCACACAGUACGAACAGCUUGUCCAGAAGCUCAUGGAGACCGACGGUGAUCCUAACUGUGUUCUGUGGCGCCAUCCCAUACUGCUGCACACCAAAGAUACCAUCACAGCCCCGCUUUCCUCUAUGCACACGGAAACCAUGCAGCCUGAGGCCAUCAAGCUCUUCAAGAGCAUUCAGCUGUUUAUGUCGGUGGCGGUCAACCAGCCGGGCAUCGACUACCAUGUGGUGCUCGCCCAGAAUGCCCUGCAACAUGCGUUGGAUAUGCCCGAGCUACAGACGGAAAUGAUCUGCAUCCUGAUCAAGCAGACCUCCCGCCACUUGGGCCAGAAGCUCAGUGUCGGCGUCCAGGCCCCUUCCGCCACGCCCAUAAUCGACUGCAAGAGCAACCCGCCCGUAUACAGCUUUGUCCAGGGCUGGCAGCUCCUAGCCCUGGCCGUUUCCCUAUUCGUUCCGCGUUCGAGCCGCCUUUUGUGGUACCUCAAGCUUCAUCUGUCCCGGAAUGCCGAUACCAAAACUGAGACGGGCAAGUAUGCCGCCUACUGCGAGCGUGCUUUAGAAAGGACCUUAAAGAAUGUAGGCCGCGAGACGAAGCCUUCGCGGAUGGAAGUGCUGUCGAUUCUGCUAAAAAAUCCGUAUCACCACUCCUUGCCGCACGCUAUUCCAGUGCAUAUGAUGAACAGCACGUACCAGGUUGUCUCCUUCGAUGGAUCCACCACCAUCGAGGAGUUCCAGGCCACUUUGGCUCACGAACUUGGCACAAGGGAUGCGACCAACGGGUUUUGCCUGUUCAGCGACGAUCCUAUCGAGAAGGAUUUGGAGCACUACCUGGAACCGCUGGCCAAGCUGUGCGACGUGAUCAGCAAGUGGGAGACGGCGCUGCGGGAAAAGGGAUCAGGCAAGUUCGAGAACUCUCGUGUGAUUCAACUUAGCUACAAGAACCGUCUGUACUGGAAGCAUACCAUCAAGUGCGAGACAGAUAAAGAGCGCUUGCUCCUCUGCUAUCAGACCAAUUCCCAGAUUGUCCAGGGCAGAUUCCCUCUAUCCAGAGAGCUGGCUUUGGAGCUGGCCUCGCUUAUGUCUCAGAUCGACAUGGGCGAUUAUUCGCUCGAGAAGUCAAGGGAUGUGGGUGUGGGCCUUAAGGGUCUGGACAAGUUCUACCCGUACCGCUAUAGAGACGCUCUAGGUGCCGAGCAGCUGAAAGAUGUGCAAGAGCUUCUGGUCUCAAAGUGGAUGCUCCUUAAGGGCCGCUCGACCUUGGAUUGUGUGCGCAUUUAUCUCACCUGCUGCCGGAAGUGGCCAUAUUUCGGAGCUUGCUUGUUCCAGGCGAAGCCCAGACAGAGUCCAGAAUCCAACACCGCCUCGGGAGCUACCCCGGUAGCUUGGUUGGCUGUCGCAGAAGAUGCUCUCAAUGUCCUCGAGCUGUCCACAAUGGCUCCGGUGGCCAGGUAUCCGUAUAGCUCCGUUAUGACCUUUGGCGGCUGCCAGGACGACUUCAUGCUAGUGGUUUCCCACGAUGACGGCGGAGGCUGUGAGCAAAAGCUUCUCUUCGCAAUGAGCAAGCCGAAAAUAUUGGAAAUCACACUGCUGAUAGCAGACUACAUGAAUGCGCUGGGACACACGGUGCCCGGGACUCCGCAGAUGAACUCCCUGACCAGGAAUGGGUCGCAUCGCUCGCUGAGAACCUCCCAACGGCCGACCUUGGGUGGUGGCUCAGCGGUGGCCACUGGGUUCUCUACAAAUGCCACCACAACGGCCCACAAUACGCUCAAUUCGCAUGCGACACACACGCUUAACUCCAACCAUUCGCACACGCUGAGCAGCUCCCAUCACGCCGGCGGGGGAAGUCAACCGGGCACUCUGAGCUCGGGUCAUCAUCAGCACCACCAUAUCCAGCAGCAUCACCAGCCUGAUAUCCUGAAGAGCACGCCGGAUCACCAGAGGAUUAAAUAGAGAAAAGUAGGAUUGGAGGAUCUCAAGUAGAACGAUGGUUCCCUGCACCUUGUGGAUUACGGAAAAGAUAAUCAAAAAAAAGGGAAAUUAGAGAGGAUCGAAGAAAGAUUAAAGAGGAGCUAAAGGAUCACACAUUGUACAUAAACGGGGAAAAUCCCAGCUAAACAGACAUAUACAACUAACAGAUACAUAUGCACCGGCCUAGUGGCUACAAAUAUGAAACUAAAGAUAGAAAGAUAUAAAGAUAGGCGGAUGGAUAGCGAUAGCGGUAGAAAUACGACUUAGCCUAAUCGGCCUGGGAUGGACCUUCUUCUCCUUGCGCACCACUCACUAAAGUUAUUUUCUAAGCUAACGACGGUACCCGUACUCUAAACUUUGUAAACUGCAGCAGCAGGCAUAUAUAUAUAAAUCUAUACUAUAUAUUAUUUUUUUGAGUAGUCCUAAGCCCAGCGUACCCGAAAGUGCAUGAGGGUAUGCGAAGAAACGAAAAAAGAAAAAGAAUCUCAAUAUUUAGAUUGUUCCUGUCUUAUUUAUUUACUUUUGUUUUUCUUAGUUUAAACCAACAUAUAAGCAAAGGCAAUGCAAAACACACCUAUAGAAAUGAUAUGUUUGAGUGUUAUUGCUCUUCGAUGCUUUUUAAUGAAUCUCAAUUUGUAAUUGUCCCUCCAUGCGCAAAACUGCCUUCUGAAUUUGUAGAUGUCGGAGCCAAGAACGAAAAAAAUAAGAACUAUUUCAGAACCAAGAACAAGCGAACUAUAGUAGCAUUAGCAGAACCCAAUCGAGAAAAGCAAAUAUUUUUUAAAGAAUUUUGAGCCUAGUGCAGGCUAUCAACCAAGCAUCCCCAUCUAUAUCUAAAUAGUUAUAGUUACGCCCCGACCCGUAUGGUUCGUAUGGUUUCCGCUUAAACUGGAACUUCGAUUUUAUAGACCACGUAAUUCAUUUUCGAUCCCACUCACCACCAGAGCUUCAGCAGAACCACAGCCUAGUACACGGAAGCCAGAGGAGGCAACAAAAUUCGGUAGAUCAUUGAUCUUCUACCCAGUUAAUUAAUUAUUGCAGACCACUUCACACAUCCCCACAAAGCAUAUGCAUAUGUAGUUAUAUAGAAAGCGUAUAUAUGUAUUCGGAUUCGAUAUUUCACAAAAUUAUACACACCAAA